AUGCGACCCCAAAUUCGAAUACCCAUUCCGUUCCUUCUCCCUUGUAGCUGCCCUAUAUCAGCAUCAACAUCUUCGUCGUCAAUAUCCUCCAAUUCCUUAUUCCUGUAUGCUCCCAAUUCCCGACUGUCACAAUGGACAUGUCACCAAUGUCUGGAGCAACGUCGCGUGCAAAGACAUCAGAUCGCCCACCUUCUUUCGCGUGAAUAUUCAACGACUACACCACAGUUUCAAAAGUUCAAUAAUAACUGGGGGAACAACACCAAUGAUAAGAGGCGGCCUAGAAGAGCGUUGCGAUAUGCCGCGGCAGGGGGAACGUUGGGCGCGGCCUUGUUCGCGUUCUCGGACGAUUUGAAGCAUGUAUAUUCGGCGGCGGAAAGGACGGGGAGGGUUACUGUUGCGUUGGCCGUUUGCAUUAACGACUAUCGCAAGACCUUAAACCGAGAUUCGGACUCCGAGGAAGAAAAAGCGGGGUGGCUGAAAGCCUGCCACAAGCGCUGCGCGCAACGGACCCUGCGUGUGCUGGAAAAGAAUGGAUCAAUAUUCAUCAAGCUGGGACAACACUUGAGUAGCAUGGGUUAUCUCUUGCCACUGGAAUGGACUACGACAUUUAUCCCUCUGCAAGAUAAAUGCCCGGUCUCUUCGUUUGAGUCAAUUGAGGAGAUGUUCGUCAAGGAUACUGGCACACACGAUCGACGAGCUUUUCUCGAGUUUUGA
Messenger RNA from Histoplasma mississippiense, 714 nucleotides. RefSeq lists its product with no specific name. Gene Ontology annotation, cellular component: mitochondrial inner membrane. The record is from RefSeq and is a predicted model, not a curated record. Lineage: Eukaryota; Fungi; Ascomycota; Eurotiomycetes; Onygenales; Ajellomycetaceae. Gene Ontology annotation, biological process: lipid homeostasis; mitochondrion organization. Bases 1 to 714 code for a protein of 237 amino acids. The transcript has 2 exons.